This is a messenger RNA of Dendronephthya gigantea, 2526 nucleotides long. Its product is annotated as growth hormone secretagogue receptor type 1-like. The record is from RefSeq and is a predicted model, not a curated record. Gene Ontology annotation, molecular function: G protein-coupled receptor activity. Gene Ontology annotation, cellular component: membrane. NCBI's taxonomy places the organism in Eukaryota, Metazoa, Cnidaria, Anthozoa, Malacalcyonacea, Nephtheidae. The transcript has 3 exons. Bases 838 to 1842 code for a protein of 334 amino acids. Gene Ontology annotation, biological process: G protein-coupled receptor signaling pathway.
ACCUUUUUGCAUUAUACGGCGUAUGUAAUUUUAUCAUCAAAUUUACAUGCAUAUAUAAAGUUCUAUACUCUAAUAUAAAAUUAAUACCAAACGUCAUUGUAUACAGCUAUAUAAAUCUACGAUUAUGUUCAAAAAAUUUGUAGCUAAAAAUUUAAUAUGUUGAACAAGGGAUGUAUAGCUAUAUACUUUACUGAGUUUGGCUGCAUGGGUUUGAUCAGAGUUAGUUGUCGAGUACCGGCUGGUUCGACUCGACUAUCAUAUUAUUCUAAUAGUUUCCGCCCAUUAAAAACUGCUGAAAUGGAUUUCUGCGUAAUAUAUAGAAUUUGCAUCGAUUUCUUACCUAACUUAACACAUAUGCAUAUCUUGAUCUCCGGCUCGACGAUAUGGUUCGUGACUGCAAUGGUCGAUGGGAACACUGUGUACAUAAAGAAGACGCAAAAGUCCAUGUGAUCCCUUAUAUAGUCAUUUCAUCCCCAGCUGUGAGAUGAUUGAUACUGAUGAAGCACAGUUAUAUACACAUGCAAGAAUAGCUAUAUAUAUUUGGUUUCUUGAGCCUAACUAGCUUCAUUUGUGCAGAUUUUUCUCAGAUUUUAAAAAGUGUUCGCGAAGCUUAGUUAUCAAAGAAGAGGCGUAACUAUCACAUUCAUAAAGAAGAAGCUUAACUAUCUAUCACAUUCAUAAAGAAGAAGCUUAACUAUCACAUUCAUAAAGAAGAGGCGUAACUAUCACAUUCAUAAAGAAGAAGCUUAACUAUCUAUCACAUUCAUAAAGAAGAAGCUUAACUAUCAACAUUCAUAAGGAAGAGGCGUAACUGUCACAUUCAUAACGGAAUCCACCAUGUCUUACAUGCAAAUUCUACUCAUACCUAUCGCCAUCUUAUCGGUCGUCACCAACUUUUCUAUCAUAAUUCUCAUCUUGCGCAAUCGAACAUGGUUAUCGAAACCUUAUAAUGUGUUUAUUUUUAGUCUUUCUUUCACUGACAUGUUUACUGGAGUUGUCAUGCUGAUCACUCCAAACACAGUAUUUAAGGAAACGAUAAAUAUCCCAUCCAACAGGUUCAUUGGUACCAUCUUUUGUAAGAUUAUGUGGUUUCGCUGGUUAUUGUUUGCGUUAGGUGCAGUCUCUGUCUAUACUUGCUUGUUUCUUACAGUUGAAAGAUGGACGGCUAUUUGUCGUCCGUUUAAGUACAGGGUAAGAUUUGCUUCGAGGUAUGUGAUCGGCUAUAUUGUUCUUAUUUGGUUUCUCGGUCUGACGACAUCUUCUAUUGGAGCACUGGAACCGGAAUUCGUACCUAAAAACUCGAACAAUACAGCGCCUUUCUGUAAAAUAACACCAAUUGCCAGAGCUAAUUUGAUUGGUUUGGUUACAAUCAUUUCUGUGAGUGCAAAAUUUGUAAUUCCUUCGGUGAUCAUCAUAGUACUAUACACACUUGCCAUUUUGAAAAUCAAAAAGAACGAGAGGUCAUUCCCAGGUCAAAAAAGUCGUAACCAAACCAUAAACGCUGUCACCAAAAUGGCUGCCGCUGCUUCAGUCGGGUUGGUUCUUUGCUGGUUACCAAACCAGAUAUAUUUCAUUUUAGUUAAAUAUCGUAUGGCAGAGAUGUUCACACAUAUUCACAAUUGUACAUCAGUCAUAGUUUUAUUGAGUUCAACGCUUAACCCUUUCAUCUAUGGGCUAUGGGGCAAACACUACCGUGCUGGUAUGAAGGCCGCCCUUCGUUGUUUUGGUCGACAUGUGGACAGGAGUGCAGCAAACGCAGGGGUUGGUAAUAAGGGCUUUUAUGUUGAAAAUAAGCAAACAUUAGCUGCGCCUGCAGGUAAACAACAGGAAACUGUGAUGUAACUUCAAAUCAAGUCUUCCUGGUGCUGCUGUGUAUUACAUUGGACAAAAAUAUUGAUGUAUAUUUAAAGCUAGAAUUGGACUGAAAGUUGGACGCAAUGUGCAUUUAAAACUGGAAAUGACAAUUACUGUAAAUAAACACCAUGUUUUAUGCAAGUAAUAAAGUCCACGCUUCUGCAUGGGUAUGUUUUUGCUGCGUUUAUGCCCCGCUUACCACAGGAUAAUUUCUCGUUGUUAAGUCUAUUACUUCUGAUUUAUUGGAAGAAGGUCCGGUCAAUGAUAUGCAAAAUUGUAUAAUUUACAAGAUCUCCACAAGCGAAUUUUGAACUCUGAAAAGAUUGGCAUUUCCGCAAAUUUGCUUCAAAUCAUCUUCUUAUCUCCUGAUAUCGCAUAUCACUUCGGUAUAUAAUAACGUCUGGCUUCUGUUCACUACGUCAACAUUCAAUACAAUGUUAUCACAGAUAGGACUAUCCCGUCAAAUGGGGUAAUAUUAACUAUUCAUGAACAGGUCGUUACAGAAUGGAAUUCUUUUCUUGAAAGUCGGGUAGGGACAAUCAUGCAAAGGCGCCGGAAGCAGUUUAGGGCGGCUGGGGCAGAGUUUUAGAAACGGCACAUUCAUUUUAACUGUGUUUUACCUUAGCAACCACACGAAGAGUACCUGUGAACUUGCAAAUUCACGGGAGAACG